Bactrocera tryoni is the source of this 1269-nucleotide messenger RNA. RefSeq lists its product as uncharacterized. NCBI's taxonomy places the organism in Eukaryota, Metazoa, Arthropoda, Insecta, Diptera, Tephritidae. Bases 344 to 1111 code for a protein of 255 amino acids. Gene Ontology annotation, molecular function: oxidoreductase activity. The transcript has a single exon. The record is from RefSeq and is a predicted model, not a curated record.
CAGUUGAUUUUAAUCAGUCACAUAAGCAGUUUAUGAACGAGAGUUGUUAGAGAAAAAAUUUCACAAUUUAUUAAAACAAAUAUAUUGGAACGUGGUCUUCCCUAGUGCCUAGCCAAAUGUGAAUAUACUCUACAAGAAACCGUGCAGCUGACCAAAAAGUUGAUAUGUGUGCCACCUUUAUGCAUCCACUCUCAAUAUUUAUCUUAUCAAUCUGCCAAAAAAUAUAGAAUUAAAAAUUUGUGGUGAAAUAGCUAGUCAAAAUGUCUGCUUUGAGUAAAUAUAUAUAGCUGAACUAGACACAGCGGUUCAGUUCCUUCAACACCGUGAGUUGGAAUAGAUCGCAAUGAGUUUAGCUGGUAAAGUUGUUAUUGUAACCGGAGCAAGUUCUGGCAUUGGUGCCACCACAGCUGAGGAAUUCGCCAAGCAAGGUUCCAAAGUGGUGAUCACAGGACGAAAUGAAGCUAACUUAAAAGCUACGGAAGCUGCCUGCAAGGCAGCCAACAGCAAAGUGGAACUACUACUCAUCACCGCCGAUGUAACGACAGACGCCGAAAAGAUUAUCAAAACAACAAUUGAGAAGUUCGGACAGUUGGAUGUGUUGGUGAAUAAUGCCGGUUAUGGUAAAGGGGGUUCAAUCUUGGAUAUUAACGUCGAUCAAUAUGAUAGAAUUUUUGAUACCAAUGUGCGAGCGGUUUUCCUGCUCACUAAAUACGCCGCACCACAUCUGAUUAAGACGCAAGGUAAUAUCGUGAAUGUCUCGAGCGUCGCAGGAUUACGUUCAUUCAGUGAUCUUUCGGUCUAUUGCACCUCCAAGGCAGCACUUGAUCAAUUCACCAGAUGUAUCGCCUUGGAUUUGGCGCCGAAAAAUGUGCGAGUGAACGCCGUGAAUCCCGGAUUGAUUGUGACAAAAUUCUAUCAGGGUUUUGGCAUAUCGGAAGAAGAUUAUGCUAAACUUUUGGAGCAUUCGAAGACUACACAUGCGUUAGGUCGCGUCGGCCAACCGAAAGAAGUAGCUGAUGUCAUUAUUUUCCUUGCUGGUGACAGUUCAAGCUUCAUAACGGGCGCAACUCUGCCGAUCGAUGGUGGCAAACACGCAAUGUGCCCGCGCUAAUAUUUUUUACAAAUAUAAUUUAGUAUAUUUAAACAUACUCAUAAUAUACAUAUAUGGAUACUAGUGGAUCCGACCACGCGUUGCUGUGGUGUACAUUUUAUACUAUUAUUCGUAUAAUAAACUAUGCAAUACAGUAAAAAUUUUAUUUACGAAUAAAA